Saccostrea cuccullata (small rock oyster) is the source of this 4611-nucleotide messenger RNA. Its product is annotated as cytoplasmic protein NCK2-like. Bases 372 to 1613 code for a protein of 413 amino acids. NCBI's taxonomy places the organism in Eukaryota, Metazoa, Mollusca, Bivalvia, Ostreida, Ostreidae. The transcript is spliced from 3 exons. The record is from RefSeq and is a predicted model, not a curated record. Gene Ontology annotation, molecular function: signaling adaptor activity; receptor tyrosine kinase binding. Gene Ontology annotation, biological process: cell migration; signal transduction.
UGUGUCAUACAGGGACUAUUUUAUCAAAAUGGAAGUCAACGAUAAGUUUUCCCGAAAGAAGUUUAAAAUGUAUGAUUUGGAGGAUUCCUAAACGCUACAAUGUACAUGAAAGGGCUUUCUAAUGAGUUUUAAUUACAAAAUCUUUCUGUGGUUGAUUUAAUAGCGAACAAGUGUUGCAGUUUUUCUCGGGCAUUGUCUUUUUGUUUUUGUUUUGCAUAGACGGAAGUGGAACACUGAAUUAUUCCAAAUUCCUUUCAAUUUAAGCAUCGGUGAAUUCUGGAGAUGAUAAAUGAGAUAAAGUUUUACCUGUCCAGCCAGUGGAGUUUAUACAUGUUGCAGGACUGACAAAUCAAGACUGACCACUGGUCACCAUGGGGGAUGAACAAACUGUAGUCGUAGCCAAGUAUGACUACAAGGCAGAAAACGGACAGGAAUUAGACAUCAAGAAACAUGAAAAAUUAGUGUUACUGGAUGAUUCUAGAGAUUGGUGGAAAGUACAAAAUGCAAGGAACAAAUCAGGUUACGUUCCUUCUAAUUAUGUCAAGAGGUCAAAUUCUAAGGCUUCCAAACUCUUCAGCAGAGUGAAGAAAAAUCUGGCCAGGAGAAACAAAAGUGACACGAAAAUAACAGGAACAAGUCCCAUAGUGAGUCGAAAUGGGGACACAGGAAGUGACGAAAAUAGUAUUAGUAGUGACAUCCAGGCUGUGGAUCCACAACCCGCGAUUGUGAAAUAUAAUUAUACCCCGAAACGGCCUGACGAGAUGGAAUUAUUCAAAGGAGAGCGUGUGAUGGUAUUGGAGAAAUCCAUCGAUGGGUGGUGGAAGGGCAGAAAGUCGGACAAUAUAACGUCUGGAUGGUUUCCAUCCAAUUAUGUUGAUUUGGAACCUUCUGAACAAAAUGAUUGUACUAUGUACUCAACAGCUGCCUCUCUGGAGGAUGACUCAGUGGCGGACUACUCUGUCGACCACCAUCAAAAUGUCCUCGCAUUGUAUCCGUUCCAUCCGGAAAAUCCAGAAGAACUCGGAUUUGAAAAGGGGGAGCGAUUAGUUAUUCUCAGUAAACCUCCAGAUGAUCCAGAGUGGUGGAAGGCCGUGAACAGUCAAGGAGAGAUGGGGCUAAUACCCAGAAACUAUGUACAGACAAUCGAGGUGGAGGAGAAACUGGACGUGGAGUGUGAGACCAAUGCUAGCUCCACCACGCCCCAAUCCCAGUCCACCAGCAGUCUUUCUAAUGCCUCAAAUCUCAGUGUGGUGGGGGUCACCAGUAGAAAACAGUUCAGAGUGUCGGGACCUUUGGCCGACAAAGAGUGGUAUUAUGGGAAAAUUUCCCGACAAGAGUGUGAGGAUAUGUUACGGAAGUACGCUGCCGAGGGGGAUUUUAUUAUACGGGACAGUGAAUCAGCUAGUGGAAAUUUCACAGUAGUGCUUAAGGCUGUAGAGAGAAACAAACAUUUCCGUGUGCAAGUAAACGAGGAAGGAUUGUAUCAGAUUGGACAACAAAAGUUUGCCAACCUUGACGAUUUGAUUGAACAUUACAAGAAACACCCCAUCUUCAAGCAGGAGAGUGAAAAACUGUAUUUAGUCAAACCAUUCACCCUUCCCGCCGAAUUUUGACAUAGGAUGUCUGCUUCUGUUGAUUUUCAUUCUGUGUAGAUUCUGACUUUGUGCACCUGAUGGUCACGUCAAUGUUCUCUCACUGUAUUUGAUAUGAGAUUAUGUGGUAUCUUAUAAGUGUAUUUAUUUCUGUCCUGGUACUUAUUCUGCCUAUACAUGUUUUUUUUAACAUCUUCAGAAGAUUGAAACUCAUAAAAUUUUAUGGUUUAGGGACACAUUUUUUCAAAGUUUUUCAAACCUAAAAUGUUGAUUGGAGAAUUUUCCUCAAUUUAGAGAUUAAGGAUUUAUUAACAGAAACAAGUAUUUAUCAGAAAGAAUUUUUUUUAAGUUGUUGUUAAAUGUACUCGAUAUUUUCUCUGUAUGCAAAGUAUCUUUACUGAUGUUUGAACUUUUUUCACUUUACAUCAUGUGAAUCCAGAUUGGUUAUUUAUCUGAAAAUCAGAAUUGAUGAGUCAGUGAACAGGAAAUAUGUACUAUGUACAUAAGGGGUACUAUGUAUAUAUUGAUUAGGUUUAUAGAUUCUUUGCUAAGCGUUCUCAGCAAUUUUUCAUAUAAAUUAAAACACAGAUUUGUGAGAUCAUUUUUGUCUGUUAUGCCAAGUAAUGCUUUAUAGACAUGAUAGAGGUUUUAAUUUUUCUGAAUUGGAAGAGGAAGGUGGUAUUUACAUGUAUAAGUAUCAUAGAUAAUAGUAACUAAUGUCUUUAUAGUAAACUGUGUAAGUUUUUAGGAACAGGGAGAGUGCUUAAGUCAAGCUUCCUGCCACUUUUUAGAUUUGUUCCGACUUUUUCAAGGAACAUUUAGAAAAUCUGUGCAACUGUGUAAACUUUCUUUGAACUGUGUUACACUGGAAGAAUUGCAAUAUUUCCAUAGAUAAGAUACUACCCAUAUCAUGUUUACUGAGGAGUUAUGUAAAACUAGUUACACAAAAUAAUAAUGCAUUAAACAUAUGUAUAAGUUGUAAUUUAUUAGUUUACUGAAUGAUGAAUGAGAAAGUGUUUGCAAUGUUCAUUAUUAAGACUAUAAUAUCCCUCCCAAGUUGUAAAUGAUUUUAUUCAGGGUCCCGAUAGUCCCCCCUCCCUUAUUAUAUGUAAUAACUCUAGUCAGUGUAGACAAAAUGAUUUCAGAUUUUAUGAUGUACACAGUUUUCACACCCUCUCCACAUUAUGUAUCAUGUACAUAUACAUGUAUCUUUAAAUCUUUCUAGUGAACUUUAGUGCUUAUAUGAGAAUGAAAGAGGCCAUUUUUUGCUCAAAUUGAGAAAAAAAGAAUUAAAUAUUGUUUAUGGUCGUGCUAAUAGAUUUUCAGCUGUGCAUAAGGAGGUUUGUUUUUAGGUACCGUUUGUAUCUGUAAUAUAUACUUAUUUAUUAUGAUAGAAUUAGAAAACUUGGAAUUUCUUACAGACUUUUCAAAUAUGUUGAAAUAUGGAACAUUGAAGAUCAGUUUUAUAAGGGUAUUUUGUUUGUUACAUCAGUAUUUUUACAUAAAUGUAAUAGAUCAUGUCCAGCUAGGUUUGAAUACCAUUAUGAUAGGCAUAAAAUAGAAAAGGAAAUGGAUGAUAAGAUAUAAUUUGCCAUAAAAAUUACAUGUAUAACAUAAUUUAGUUGCUUUAAGGCUUUGACUCCUUCACUCUGUGUAUAGGUACAUUGUAUUCAAACAGAUCGUCUACAACAUGUACAAACUUACUACAAAAAAUCACUUGUUCAUCUCAGGUGCCGUUUUUCAGCAUUUCCUGCAUAUCUGUACAUGUAUAUGGAUGUUUUGGUAUAAUUAUAUAUCCAAGCUUGAGAAAAACUUAAUUUAAAUAUUUUCAACUUUAUCAUAAAUGCUGUUUACAAACAUACUUCUGUUUGUAAAAAGUACAGUGCACAGUUAUUUUGCCUGUGUUAUUUUCGCCCUUUUGCACUUGCAAGCAAUUUUGCCCCAUUUUAAAUUUGCCCAGUCAUAGCUUUGUCAAAGAAAUUUUAAAUCUGACCAACCAUGAAGAGGGCGAAAGGGUCGAAAAUAAAACAAGGAUGAAAAUUACCCUGUACAUGUAUACAGUAUUAAUAUCAUAAUCCUGGUCAAAAAUGGGCACAGCACUCCACAUACAUACCAGUUUUCCUUUUAUCAUUUAAGAUAUCAUUGGAGAUCUUAAAGUACAGUGUACCUCAAGUUCAUUUUACCUUUUUGUGUGUCACACAGAAUAAAGCAUAUGAUCAUCCAAAAUUCUUUAAAUCAGACUACUGACUAGGAUGUCUUCCUUUUUUUAUUCUUUGCAAAAAAGGAAUGACUGAUAUAAGCAGGUUUUUCUUGAUAUAUAAAAACAUUCGCUGAUUUCUCUAUCUCUUGGUUUCAAUUGAUAUACAGAUUUUAUAAUCGAAUAUUGUUAAAUGUAAUACAUAUACUUUUUUUUUCUUUUUUAAAAAGUUAUUAAUUAGUAAUUGGCAGUAUCAAGUUUUUUGUUAGUUUAUGGUUAUCUUAUCGUUUGAUUGCAAGAUAUGAAAUUUAAAAAAAGAACAAGAAAUUUGUUGAAACGGGUCUGUUUUGCUAUUUAAUUGGCCGUGUAUUUGUUAUAUUUGUGAGUAUAUAUGCAGUGAAGUUGCUUGGUUGUCUUUUUUACAGAAGUACAUAGUGUAAAUAAUGUGAGAAUACAUGUCUUUUUAUUUGUUUUAUGAAGUCAUCUGUACUUAAAGUAUACAAGGUACAAAGUUUUAUUUUAAAUAAUGUGAUAUACUAGGACUUGUUUAAGAUUUUAAUGGUAGUUCCUCUAUUUGUUCUCGAAAAAUAGGUUGUAGUUUUUAUGCACUUCAAAAUGGCACAAAGCUCACGUCUUGAGUUAUCCCCCUUGUCAAGGAGUAUUUCUGAUACACCUGUUGUUUUCAUGAAUGGUUAACAUUUGUAAACAGUUGCUGCUUACUCAUUCAGUUGUAAUUGGGAGUUGUGCAUUUAUCUUUUUAGGUUUUAACAAGGACAUUUUGUAUAACUGCAUGACAACUGAAUAAAUUAAGAUAUAGAGCAU